Molecule: messenger RNA, 5444 nt
Organism: Oncorhynchus mykiss (rainbow trout)
Lineage: Eukaryota; Metazoa; Chordata; Actinopteri; Salmoniformes; Salmonidae
Source: RefSeq, a predicted model, not a curated record
UGACCAUGUAUAGGCAUUCAGAGCACUCCUGUCAUCGCUAUAGGUUAUGCAGAAUAGUGCACUGGCUGAAGAUUGUGGCCAAAAGCAACGAUCAUUGUGAAGAUAUAAGACUGUUACUUUAGUAUUUACUCGGUUGACUGGACAUGGCAGGGAAGGAAGAGUGGCAGAGAUUAGCUGACAUCAUCCAACAUUGGAACAAUACCCGACUGGACCUGUUUGAGAUCAGUCUGCCAUGCAAGAACUUAGAGUUCCAUGGAGUGAUGCGGUUCUACUUUGAGGACCAUGUUGCAGGGAACGUUGCCACCAAGUGCCUGCGUAUCAGCAGCACCACCACCACUGGAGAGGUUAUUGAAACACUGUCAGAGAAGUUCAGACCGGACAUGAAGAUGUUGAAUACUCCCUAUUUCCUGUUUGAGGUCCAUGCUAACAAGGAAGAACGGCAGCUGGACCUGAGUGAAAAGCCUCUGGUUGUGCAGCUGAACUGGAACACACACAACAGGGAGGGCCGCUUCGUACUCAAGAAGGAUAAGGACAUUAUUGUACAUGACAACAGCCCAGAGAAAAAGAAGGGAGGCAUGAUCCAGAACUUCAAGAGGACACUGUCGAGGAAAGAGAAGAAGAAGGAGAAGAAGAAGACGGGAGAUGAUGCUGUUAACCACUCGGCAAAGCCUAAUGGGUCCACUAUGAGGAAAGAGAAUGGGCAGAUAUCAGCUUCUGUACCUGUGGAGAAGUCCUGGACCAACAAGGAUAUUGUUUCUAACCCUGACACAACAGAAUGCAAGAAAAGUUCCACAUGGCGAGGCAUGGUCCGGAAGCAUAACCAGCAACAAGACUAUAGAACAAGGAAUGAAAGAGAUCAGGACAACAUGGACCAACUUGCACUUCCAGUUGGUAUUAAAUUCAGGGAAAAUUCUGAGGACCCCUUCCUCUCUGCAGUCAUCAACUACACCAACAGUUCCACUGUCCACUUCAAGCUCUCCCCUGCCUACGUCCUGUACAUGGCCGGACGCUUCGUCCUCCACCGCCAUUAUAGUCACAGUCAGGAGACAUCACAGAGUCAUCGCCCCUCAGAGCACGCACACAGAGUCACCGCUACUGUCAACAAGAUGGUAGCCAUGACUGAGGUGGUCAUCCAGAAGCAGAAGUCCAUAGCUGGUGCUGUAGCCUUCUGGAUGGCCAAUGCCUCAGAGCUCCUGAACUUCCUAAAGCAGGACAGAGAUCUAAGCCCCAUCACUCUGCAGGCUCAGGAGAACCUGGCACACCUGGUGUACAAAGCUUUCAAGUGUUUGACUCAGUGUCUGCUGGCUGAUCUGAGCAGACACUUGCCAGAAUUCCUUAUUUAUCCUGAGGGGAGUCAAUCACCUGCAGGAAUAGAGGGCGUACUGCAAACCUUGAUGGGUGCCAUGUCUCUGCUGCGUCGCUGUCGAGUCAACGCUGCCCUCACCAUCCAGCUGUUCUCCCAACUCUUCCACUCCAUCAGUGCCUGGCUCUUCAACAGGCUGCUGAGCCCCAGCCCCCAGGGAGAGGCCUGCUCCCUGGGCCUUAGGUCCCACUACUGGGGGGCAACAAUCCGCCAGAGGCUUAGCCUGGUUGAGGACUGGGCAGAGAGGCAAGGUCUGGAGCUCGCCGCAGACUGCCACCUCAGCCGCAUCAUACAGGUAACAAUGCUGUUGACCAUGAACAAGUAUUCCAUGCAAGAUUCGGAGAACAUCCAGAAUACCUGCUUCAAGUUAAACUCCUUGCAGCUUCGAACACUGAUGACAAGCUACCUCUACGAUACCAACGAGCCCCGCAUUGCCCCUGGUGUGAUUGACAGGGUGGUGGCGGCUGCAGAAGCCAGUGCUGAUGAAAUGUUGCGUAAUGAAGGGCAGGACCUCCAGCUGGAGGAGGGGCCAGACCUCCACCUGCCCUUCCUGCUCCCUGAGGAAGGCUACUCCUGUGACACGGUCAAUGGCAUCCCGCAGGGCUUCAGAGAGUUCCUGGAACCUAUCUGCCGCAAAGGCCUCUGCACUCUGAUGUCUCACCCCCAGUCUGGUGGCACCUGGACCAUCUUCUUCAACCGAGCAAACAGUUUCUUUGCACAGGACGCAAACCCGCCACUGCAUAGAGAACUUGAGGUUGUGACUAUUACACUGACGAAACCCUUGAACAGUGGAAUGGGGGUCAGCAUCGUGGCGGCCAAGGGAGCAGGACAAGACAACCUUGGGAUUUACGUCAAGUCUAUCGUCAAAGGAGGACCAGCAGAAAUGGAUUGCAGGUUAACUGUUGGGGAUCAGUUGCUGUGUGUGGAUGGACACAGUCUCGUGGGCCUCUCACAGGAAAGGGCAGCAGGCAUAAUGAUGCACACUGGGCCAGUUGUGACUUUACAGGUUGCCAAGCAGGGGGCAACAUGCCAUGGUCUGGCUGCCUUGCUAGAUGAACCACCUUCAGUAUCAACUACAGCUUUGGAUGGUAGUGGCCCCACCAGCAGCAGCCAUGCUAAGCUGAACUGCAAGGCCCCGAUUGUGUAUGAUGGCAUGGAGCAGAGCUCUGGGCCCUCAGGACUAUGGGGUAAUAACUCCCAUGGAGGGAACAGGAGACAGAGAGAACAGACCCUGCUGAAGAACAGACAGCUAUACCGCUCCAACCCUAACAUGAUCAGCCCAGAAGGAGAACCAGUUGACCCAGCCAUCCUAACAGACAGUAAAAUCACUGCAGUCUCCACCAGCAACCUUCUGUGCUCUGAUAUGUACCAAAGGGAAUACCUGACUCUACCAGCCCCUAGGUCUCAGGACAAGAAGACAGUAGCCUUUGAACUCCCACCUCAGGAGCCCAGAGUCUCGUUUAAUCUAGAUGGACAGAUCUCCAACAAGAGGACCUUGAUGCGGCAGGCCCUUUCACAGGAGAAUUUGUGCAUGGAGAAUGAUCGUCCCCUAGUGGACAAUAUACACAAUGCAUGGAACCAGAACCAGCAGGAAAGCUACUACACCUCUUUUCCUAUGAAGCCUAGCAUCUCUACCCACGACAUACAUUACAAUCAUACUGUCAGCCUUUCCACUAAGACCCAACCGAGCCGCCACAACACAGGGUAUGGCUACUGGAGAACUCCUACGUCACACGACCCUUCGUCUGCCAUCCAGCCAAUACACAUAGACAUCCCUGCUACACGGCUUUCCAACACCCAGCCGCGCAGUCCAAUGACUACCUUCCAACAAACUCCCACUCUACUGCCCGUGAAGUUGAACCAAAACCCUGAGGGUAAAGGCCAGGGACAAGCCCUCCUCAGCAAUCAAAAACAGGGGUCUCAUUAUCAACUGCCAGCCCAGCAUCGCCAAGCUACAUGUCCUCCUCCAUCCUCUGUGUCCAUGAGGCAACCUCAGCCCUCACUCUCAUCCUCACAGAAGAUCCAACAACAACAAGCCUCGAGGAGGGUGCAAACAGCGACGUCCCAACUGUUCCCAACCCAGUCAAAAGACACAUCCCUCCAGAGACCUCCAGCUAAACCACAACCAGGGACCACCCCAGGACAUCAGGACCAAUACUUCAGCAUGAAUAAAGAGCCACCAUCAGAAGGCAACACAAGUCUGUCUCCAGACCCAUGGAAGAGGGAUGCACGGGAGAAGCAGCAGAAGCAGCAGAGACUACAGGUGGUCGACCUGUUGGAACAGGAGAUCCAGGAUCUGCAGGCUAAAGCCCAGCUCACACCAGAGGAGACCGACAGGCUCCGUAGGCUCAACCUGGAGUGGCAAUUUCAACAGAGACUGCAGGAGUUCCAACAGAAUGGAAACGAUGAUGAUGAUGAGGAUGAUGACGAAGAAGAAGAUAGAGACACGUCAACAGGAGAAAAUGUUCAAGAGUCGAAUGGACUCAACGUAAACUUUGAUGAGAAGUGCUCGAAGGAAGGCCAGGAAGAGAACAACUUCAAAGGUGACGCAACACCUGAGAAUCUCACAUUUAAGGAGCGCCAACGUCUCUUCUCCCUCGGAUCAAACGCCUCCAUCAAAGUCAAAGCCUUGUAAGAUGAGGAUCCUGAGAAUAUGGCCUUAACAUUCGGUCAAGGCUCGUCGAUCAAGGCUCGACCUUUUUAUAAGCUACAGUAGAAACCAAUUGGAAGAUAUUAGAAUUGAUAUUAUAAUCUAUAUUCUGUAGAAAAAUGUGGACUAUCUUUGUGAUUUCUCGGCAUAUUUACUUCUCUUUUCUCCUAAUAGAUCUUUACACUUAGACUGUCGAAUGCACAUGUUCAUGUUUUUCUGUUAUGUGUUUACUUAAAUGAAAACUUGAUUCAUUUUUUGGGAAAAUGUACAACAGCAGUCAUGGUAUACAGUCACGGUACAUCACAUGAGGCUGCUGAGGGGAGGACGGCUCAUAAUAAUGAUUGUAAUGGAGAGAAUGGAAUGGCAUCAAACACAUGGAAACCGUGUGUUUUAUGUGUUUGAUACCGUUCCACUUAUUCAGCCUCAGCCUUUACCACGAGUAUGUCCUCCCAAAUUGAGGUGCCACCAACCUCCUGUGCCGUACUCCUCCUUUACAACUCAGGACAUCCUACUUGUAUGAAUAGUUCACUAUGUUUAGGGGUGACUCCACAAGAGUCCAUGUGUACAGUAAUCUGAGCCCUCCUGAUCUCAUCGGUGCCUGAGAUUUUCCUGGUCUUUGCCAGCAUGGUUCCUGUCCUGCCAUGGCCAUGAAUACAGUAGACAGCUACCCCCUACAGCAGAGAGAAGUACACAUGGUUGAGUACAUAAGUAAACAUACAGAAGGCUAUGCGUUUAUACACAUCACUGUUUGAGAAUAAUUAGCCUGUUCACUGUCCAGACCUGUCACAUUGAAAUCAGUGGUUAAUGUUAAUUUAGCUUCAUGUGUCAGAAAUAAGAACCCCUUUGAUGUAUUGACUGAAUAAUGGGUUACUAAAUACUUUUUAACUGAAUCCUUAUAUAGCCUUUUGCAUUUAUUCCUCCACAAUGGACAUAAACCUCAGAAUCUUCUUUGGAGUUGGUAAGGUUUAGGAGCUUUUCUCACACAAGCACACCAGGUGUCGUAUGCAAUUGUCCAGUAGGUACAGGUAAUAGGAAGUAAUUUGUGGGAGUGCCAAUCUGGCCAAUUUGAUAGGUCGACCCAGGAAAAAUUGGGGGAUGGACUACAGUCAAUCUGAAAAUAGUGUGAAAUGUAGAUAUUGUUUUACCAUCCAAUAGUGUUAUAUAUUCACAGCUACAGUGCCUUCAGAAAGUUUUCACACCCCUUGACUUUUUCCAAAUGUUGUUGUGUUACAGCCUGAAUUUAAAAUGGAUUAAAUUGGGAUUUUGUGUCACUGGCCUACCAGAAUACUCUAUAAUGUCAAAGGAAUUCAGUUUUUCGAAAUGUUUACAAAAUCAUUAAAAGUGAAACGCGGAAAUGUCUUAAGUCAAUAAAGUAUUCAACCCCUUUGUUAUGGCAAUCCUAAAUCAGUUCAGGAGUAAACAUCUGCUUAA